UAUACCUAUUUUAAGGUUUCUAAAGUCAUGUGCAGUUUUGAUAAAUGAAUGGGAAACUGAAAAAAAAAACGAAGUAGUUUGUCACUACAUAUUUACGUCUCAAAUAUUUAACUAUUGUAGAUGGCAAGGCUUCGGCGCCAAAUACACAAUAACGCACGUAUGUCCCCGGUGAAUAAUGCUACACUGGUUUUAUCCCGCACCUGAUUAUAUUGGCAUUACUAUGGGAGACAAUUCAUUUUGUACUUGCUGACUUAACCACUGGAAAAAGUAGAUUCUUAACAUUCUGCGUCAUAUGAGUAAAAAAAGCAAAUGUUUAUUUACUGUUCAAAACGAAUUCUAACCGUAAGUUAGAACCGUAAGCGCAUUUGAAACAAUACAAAGCAUCUUCAAAAAGUCAAUACGAUUAUUGUUAUUUUCUGUGAACGCAUUUUCCCUGAUGAUUUAAUUCGCUUAUGGAAAACACUUACAAAUGGAUCGUAAUAGGCUUUCACAAUCACAAAACUUAAAGGCACAUAAAGCCUCAGAAAUACAUAUUAUUUUAUUUUCUAAAGAAAUGAUAAACGUGUGUUUACAAUAUUGUAAUAAUGGAUUCCGGAUAUGUAAAAUGCUAUUCACUUGAAGAACAUAGCACUGAUAUAAUGUAUAUAUGUAGUUAUUUGUGAAAAAAACGUAAAUAUAAACAGAGUAGUAUUUUGACUUUCAUACAAAAUACUAAACUAGUACAUUGGUAGCUUAUUGCCUAAACCUAAUAGCAAAAAUAAUUUAACUAUAAGGACGACGAGGUUCUUUUUGGAAAUGCUACAAUUCACAAAUCAUUAAAAUUUUUGGAAAACGAAAAACACAACAAAAAAACAACAACAUUUUAUAGGCUAAGUGUGCCUUUAAUAUCAGUUUGAAACUGUUGUAUCGUCCAUGUUACAUUUCUCCAUUUUAUGUAUGUAGAAAUAGCAAUGUUAAGUACCUUUAAUCGGAUGCCAGGAGAAAAUUAUCUAAAUAAUUCAGAGGAUAAGCAGCGCGAAUGUUGUGUUUUUGACGCCGUAUCUUCCCAAAGGAAAUGUGUGUAUAUGUGUAGUAUAUAUCCCAGACAGUUAUUGAUUAAUGAAAUAAGAUCGUUUCUGUAGAGGGAACAUUCAUAUCUCUUUGUUGCAUAUCGUGAAACAAUCUAAAGUUCUAUGGAUAAACAUAAGGAAACAAAGGAAAUGUGUGUAUAUGUGUAGUAUAUAUCCCAGACAGUUAUUGAUUAAUGAAAUAAGAUCGUUUCUGUAGAGUGAACAUUCAUAUCUCUUUGUUGCAUAUCGUGAAACAAUCUAAAGUUCUAUGGAUAAACAUACAAUUAAAAACAAAUUCACUCUGAUAAAUAUCGGUGGAACAACUUACAAGUGCUAUACAAAAACGCUUACUGCUUUCUCUACUUCGAAGUUGGCUAACUUAGACAAAGAAAACGACGAAUAUGACGACGAAAAAAAUGAAUAUUUUUUCGAUAGAAAUCCAAUACUGUUUGCAUACAUCCUGGAUUCGUUCCGAAAAGGAGCAAUACAUUUGCCAAAGGAUAUAUGUGGAACAACUUUCAGACAGGAGUUAGAAUUCUGGGAAAUACCUCCGCGCUAUGUUGCUCCGUGUUGCUGGGAGGCACUUUAUGGUAGCGAAGGUGAUAUAGAAAUAGUGCACUUGCUGCUGGAAAAUUUUCGUCAAGGUCAAAAUUGGAGCCGUAUUCACGACCGAAAAUCGGGUCUUAGGACACGACUUUGGCUUUUUCUGGAUGAGCCGAAAUCUUCCAGAUCAGCUUUUGUAUGGAACUUAUUCAUAUCAUUCCUUAUUCUGGCUGCUUUGCUUGCUGAUUCUCUAUCCACUAUCGAUAUAUUUCAAGAAAACCACACUGAAGAGGAUAUGAUGGUGUUUGCGAAAUUUGCUGAUUCCGUUCAUUUCAGUAAUGCAACAAUGGAAAAGAUUUCGGCCAUGAAACCAAACGCAUACCUGUUGUUUAUCAGUGUAAUGUUACAUGCCAUUCUAACAUUAGAGCUUGUUAUCGGAUUUGUCGUCUGCCCGAAUAAAAACAGUUAUUUCAAAUGCAUUUCCCGAGUUAUUGCUUGUUUUGGAUAUGUAGCUUAUUGGAUUUCAUGCUGCAUCUACUUAAAUUUACGAUAUGUUACUUCCAUAUAUGUUGUAACUAUACAAGUUAUAUUUGGCUAUCUCUCUAUAUUGAAGCUUUUUCGACUUUUUUAUCUUUCUAGAAGUAUCCCUGCAUUUAGACUUAUUACUCUAACAUUCCGAUCAUGUAAGCAAGAAAUGAAAAUAUUAGUUUUUUUGCUAAGUAUAUGUGUUUUUGUUUAUGGAUAUUUCUUAUUCGCUGCCGAAUUCCUGCACAAUCCUAAUAUAAACAAUAUUUUUAAAGCAAUCUAUUGGGCGUUAAUAACUCUAACGACUGUUGGAUAUGGUAAUUAUGUGCCUGUUACCACUGUCGGUCAUGUGAUUGCUGGAUCAUGCGCAGUAUGUGGUGUGAUAGUUAUUGCUCUACCUGUCGGAAUUAUUGCAUCGAAAUUUUACAAAUAUUACAACUAUUGCUCAUACAUCAAGACAAACUCUAUUACGGAGGUUAACAUGCCGCAAUCAGUUAAUGGGGACCAAGCAUCAAAGAUAAGUUUAGAUGAAAACAGCAUUCUUGAAUUAAAUGAUUUAUAAUACAUAUUAAUUUUUUAAAGUUUACCUUGCACCUGUUUAUUAUUAAUAACAUUUAUUCUGUGAUUGUUGAAAAAACGUAUAUGUAUAGUGCUUAUGACAGUGACUUCGGUUGUAUUAUGCUAUCUUAAGUAAAAAAUUAUGGGAGAAAUCACUUGAAAUACAUGACGCAGUAACACAUGUCUUUUUCGUAACAUUUUCCAGCCCUCAAGAAAAACAAAAAUAAAGUAGAAAGUUGACUUAGUUGAUUAACUUUAGUACCUGCCAUUCUUGAAAUAUGAUAUCUGUUCGACACUGUUUCAAGAAAAUUAAUAAAAUAAUGGGAUAUGGAAAUGACUUUUGAAUGUGCAAUGUAUUUGUUUUCUUUACAUUCUUUUUUAUUCAACAAUUUCUUCGAUACUUUUUAUUAGGCGAAUAGUUUAUGCCUUUUUAUAUUUCACAUUUUUAUAAUAAACGUUUUUACUAUC
This is a messenger RNA of Ruditapes philippinarum (Manila clam), 3143 nucleotides long. Its product is annotated as potassium voltage-gated channel protein Shaw-like. Lineage: Eukaryota; Metazoa; Mollusca; Bivalvia; Venerida; Veneridae. Gene Ontology annotation, cellular component: voltage-gated potassium channel complex; membrane. Gene Ontology annotation, biological process: potassium ion transmembrane transport; protein homooligomerization. Gene Ontology annotation, molecular function: voltage-gated potassium channel activity; protein binding. The coding region runs from base 1318 to 2679 and encodes 453 amino acids. The record is from RefSeq and is a predicted model, not a curated record. The transcript is spliced from 2 exons.